Messenger RNA from Huiozyma naganishii CBS 8797, 1812 nucleotides. RefSeq lists its product as uncharacterized. The record is from RefSeq and is a predicted model, not a curated record. Lineage: Eukaryota; Fungi; Ascomycota; Saccharomycetes; Saccharomycetales; Saccharomycetaceae. The transcript has a single exon. Bases 1 to 1812 code for a protein of 603 amino acids.
AUGCCCCGCGAGAAAAUACAUGUGGCCGAAGCUGUUCAGUUAUUUGAAAGAUUCUUAGCUGGAGAUAACUUUGCAACGAUACCAAAUGAGGCCAAACGAUUACAAUCAGAAUCUUGUAAUUAUAUGGAGUUAGGGCACGACAGUCGAAAUAUCGUGGAAUACUAUCAUGACAGUUUGAAGAAUUAUAUAGACAAGCAUCAUUGUAUCACCAUAGCGAAUAUCAUCGAUUGCAAAGAAUUUACAGAUGAGAUUUUUUUCAAGAUGAGUAUUCUAGAAGACACCUUGGAAAAACUCAUUUCUCGUGGUAAGACAAAGCUAACCGUGAACGACUUUCGUAUAUUGGUAGCUGAUGAAAUGGUACACACAUUAAAUACUGUACCACGUUUCCUAAGAAAAGCCUUCAAAUGUGCCCUCUAUGACGAAGAAUAUGAUUUUGAAAAGGAUAUCGGAUGCAUUUCAUUGAUUGCGAGAGGCGGAAUCCAUGACUUUAAACAGUUUGUAGAGAAGUUACGAUUCUCGAAAUAUUAUAAUAUAGGUCAAUCGUUCAUUAGUGAUUUCGAAGACGAAAUGCAUAAAGUUGUACCAGCUUGUAUAAAGUACUGGGACGAAAAAAAAGUUAGCUGGUCGGUAUUCCAUGGUUAUUUUCUUUCACAAGCCAUCAAACUCGUUUUAGAAACAAUACGAUGGAAUGAUACAGCCAAUUUUGAUGAAAUUAUUUAUAAGGAUGCGAGGGUACUGCUUAUGCUGACAGCUGGGACGAAAAUACCCUUUGAUGAAAUUUAUCACAAGUUCUUGACUGCUAACCAAAACGCGAUAUUUGAGAAAAAAAAUGAACAGGCUAUUAAAAAGUAUAGCCGUGUUUUUCUGGAUAACUUCCUAUCAUGCAAUGAGAUACCUAAUACGACCCAAAGAAUAGACCAAAUAAUAAGAUAUAUUUGUUCAUAUGAAACAUACUCUAAUCAUUACAUUCCAGAGCUUUCAAAACUACCUCAACUAAACGAAAUAAAAACCAGAAUACGAUCCGAAGUCAUCAAGGCCAUUAAAACGUUUGAAAUCUAUGAUUUGCAUAAAGCAACUCUCAACUUGCUUGGGAAAAAUCGCGUUGCGGUGAAUUGUAACAUUCUUUUCUUUAUACUGAAUUAUCUUCCUCACCGGAAGGAGUUUUUCAGAAGUAGAUUAACACAAAGAGUUAUUCACAAGCUCGCUAAAACUUGGGAGCAUUACGGAUCUCUCGAACGUGACCUCUCUGAAGAAGGAAUUGAAGCAAAUUUGGUUAAGUACAUAGGCUCUGAAUCAUCAUAUGAUCUAGAAUCUGUGCUGAAAGCUUCCAUAUCCGCUUUGCAUUCUGAGAUUACCUUUGGGAAUUACAAACUAAUGCCAUUAUUUGUCAACAGCGCAAACGUUAGCUUUUCACCCCCAAAACAUGAUCCAAUAUGGAUCAAUUGUAACUUCGAGAAGGAAUGGAAAAUAAGCUGUGAUGCGUUUGCGAAAAGCAAUACCGUUCCACUCGAACCUCAUGGCCUGCAUUCCAUAAUAAUGGAGUUACCCAUUAAGGUGUCUAAAGAUGUUUACUACCACGUGUUCCUGGAUAUGACCGCUGCGGCAAUCUUGUACUGUUUCAACGAUAGUGAUUCAUGGGACAUAUCCGCAGUUCGCUCGAAACUAGCAGUACCCUCCGAAAAAGAAUCAGACUUUGAAGCAUGUUUACAAAGGCUUGUUGGAAGGAAGCUAUUAAAUUUGAAAGGAGCAACUCUCACAUUCAACUACAAGUUUAAAGCUCGCGUUAGCGAUACUGGGUUGUUCAGUCUUUAA